Molecule: messenger RNA, 1995 nt
Organism: Columba livia (rock pigeon)
Lineage: Eukaryota; Metazoa; Chordata; Aves; Columbiformes; Columbidae
Gene: MANSC1
Product: MANSC domain containing 1
Exons: 3
Coding region: 305-1651 (448 amino acids)
Source: RefSeq, a predicted model, not a curated record
CGGCGGGUCGGGUCACCCGCGGUUCCCCGGCGCUGCCGUCCCGCCCGCGGAGCGGAGCCCAGCCCUGCCCAGCCCUGCCCUGCCGCUGCCUUCCCGCCACCGGGCGGUUGGGUGGGGUGACGGCCCGAAGCUACCCCCAGAAACGCAUCCGCACCCCGGGGCCAGAGGCGGCGUCUCGGCGGCGGCUUCCCCGGCUCCGGGACGCUCGCUGCCAACUCCGGUUCCCGGCCGAGGAGUGUCCGUGGUGAGGGGCGCCGGGGGGCCGGCGUAACCCCAACCCCGCGAAGGGUCCACCCGAGGGACCAUGUCUCCCGCCAGCUGGCGGUGGCCGGUUUGCUUGCUGGUGCUCACCUGCGUGAUGGCCGGACCGUCCGUGAGUCAAGAGUGCUCCGCGGAGAAAAUGGAAAAUACCAUCAUCGAUAUAAACUUGUCACUGCCCAAAGGCAUCAGGGGCGCAGAGCCGGUGUACGUCCCAAGCUCAGAAGCUUGCAUUCGUGUUUGCUGCUCGGGGGAAAAGGUCUCAGGAGACAAGAAGUGCAAUUUGAUGAUUUUUGAUGCUCGAAGGACAGGCGCACAUCCAAACUGCUACCUGUUUUACUGUCCUAGCACAGAGGCUUGUCCAAUGAAACCUGCGACAGGCUUUGUGAGCUACAAGAUAACUAGAGACACCAAUGCCCUAGAGGAUACGUACUUCAAAAGUGAGGAUUUUUCUUCAAAUGGGUCUUCGGAAGCUGGAGCCUUUAUUCCUCGCAGUCAGACUAGCCGUCAGAAUCAUACCGCUGCUUUGCAACCGUCUGUCUUUCAUCAGGCAUCUGAACUCCAGAACCACCUGGGCCAGCAUUUAGACAGCAGUGAAUUUCAUACAGUUUUUCCUGAAUCUCAAAGAGCAAAACAUCCUGAGAGCUUAGACCCUAUCCUAGGGCAGAAAGUAAUUAAUCUACUGUCAAAUACAUCUUCUGCUGUUCGAGUUGGAAACCCCUCUGCUUUGUUCCUCACCACGCAGUCCAGUGGUCUCAAACCCAGCGGAACUACUCUUACUCCUCUGUCCACAAGCAGCAGCAGACUGGAAUCUACAGCCUCUCUGCCUACUGGUGUUGCUAAAGCUACUUCUGUCACCACCACCACCACCACCACAGCUAUCUUACCAUCUACUGCAGCCCCUAGAGCUAAACCUGGCAUGCCUACCAGCAGCAUAGCUGCUACUCAUGUUCCUCUUCCUAGGCCCACAACUUCUGCUUCCACAACCAAGCGGGUGAUGAAUUCCAGACCUGCUACCACCGUGUCAGGGCUAAGAACUCCAGGCAUCACCCUUGAGCCAACAGUUGUCUCUUCCAGCAACACCAACCAUGUUACCCUCCCUGCUUCUUCAGGUUUCACUCUGUCUACUAGUGAUUCCCCCACGGCUUCCCAAAAUGACGCUCAGGGUUAUGACCUGUCUGAUUCAGAAAGCUACCUGCCAAAGGGGUUUCUGAGAGGGAAAGAUCUUGUUCAGCUGGGAGAAAAAAGCAGCCUUGUAGUGGCUUUGAUUUUUGGGGUGAUAUUCUUGUUGCUAGUUAUUGCAUUGACAGGGAAGAAAAUACACGAGUCCCUUCAGAAGAGGCAUUAUACCAGACUGGAUUACUUGAUCAAUGGAAUGUAUGCUGAUGUAUGAUGGGGAGAGGGAAUAACAUUGUGAGGAGUAUCUCUCAUCUUUGAGAGGACAAAUAUGAAAUAGAACAGUAGAUAUUGAAAUCUCAGAAGAGGAUGGAUUCCAUUUUUUGGCCACUAACUGGAAAGUGAUGAAUGGCUUUGGUGGAGAAAAGAACUGCUUUUUUUUGCGCUGAACUGUAAUGUCUAUAAUUUUUGAUUUAUUACUAAAUCCAGAAAAUAAACACUAAAAUCCAAGUUAAGCUAAGAAGGUUUUAUGCUUAAGGAGAAAAAGCAUUUGAAGAACUUAAUCUGUACUGUGACAAGUGAAAUAGAAGUACAUCUAAUAAACUGAGUACCUGUGCAGUG